AUGAUUCUGCUCCAGCAAUCGCUUUCCUCCCGUCUAGCCGGCACAACCGCCGGCGACUGGCAGAAUGAUCACCCGCAGCCGACACACCGCCGUUAUCCCUCAUUCUCUUCCGAAAAAAACAGCGAAAAUUCUGCCAGAGAAGAUGCUGACAGCAGUAGUAAGACGUACGGCUCAUCCUCCGCAUCAGGCGCCGCGAAUGACGGCGUGAGAAUCGGAGAGAGCAGCAGCGCGUACAAUACGAGCUCGGGGAUUGUGGCGGGGAAAGUGAACGUGCAUCUGGUGCCGCACUCGCACGACGACCUGGGAUGGCUCAAUACGGUUGAACAGUACUAUAUCACGGCCGUCCAGUUCAUCCUAGAGACGGUGGUGGACCAGCUGGAGGCCAAUCCGGACCGUCGAUUCAUCCAAGUGGAGCAGGGUUUCUUCUACCGCUGGUGGCAGCAGCAGUCAGAGGGCAUGCGGCAGCGCGUGCGUGCUCUUGUGCACUCAGGCCAGCUGGAGUUCAUCGUAUGCGUUUUCUACCCUCCUCUGUCGCUCACCUACCCCCUGCGGCCCCCUGCUGCUCCCUGCUUGCUCCCCCCUGCUCACAGCAACGGCGGGCGGGUGAUGCAUGACGAGGCGGGACGUGCUACAUCACAUGUCGCUGGGCCACCGCUUCCCCCCAUGCCCUCCCUGCUACCUCGUACUGCCCCUUUUGCCCCCUUCCGCCCCCUCCCGUCACAUGCUUGCAGCAACGGCGGGUGGGUGAUGCACGAUGAAGCAGUGUGCCACUACAGGGACGUGCUACAUCACAUGUCGCUGGGCCACCGCUUCCUGCGCCGCCACUUCAAUGCCACUCCAAGGAUCGCCUGGCAGAUCGACCCCUUCGGCCACUCCGCCACCCAAGCUAGUCUUAUCACGGCCCAGGGCGGGCUGGAUGCAGUGUUCUUCGCACGGGCGGACUAUGAGGACAUAGCACGGCGCAAGCAGGAGAGGAGCACCGAGUUUGUGUGGCGUGCCUCCAAGACGUUUGGCCGGCAGGCUGAGGUGUUUGCAGGAAUCCUCUACUGGGACGGCUACUUUGCCCCACAGCCAUUUCGCUUCGAACCAUACGACCCGCUCACCAACCUUGUCAAGGACAACCCAUAUGAAGCAGACACUAACAUAGUGCAGCUGGUAGAGGCGUUUGUGAACAAGUCGCUGACCCAGGCGGGUGACACGCGCAGCGAGCAUGUGAUGUGGGCCAUGGGGGAGGACUUCUCUCACUCCAAUGCUGCCCUGUGGUUCACGAACAUGGACAAGCUCAUUCACUAUGUCAACCUGGAUGGCCGGGUGAAUGCCCUCUACUCCACGCCCUCGCGCUACCUCGAUGCCAAGCACCGCAGCAACCAGUCGUGGCCGCUCAAAGAAGGCGACUUCUUCCCUCGCUCCCCGCCCUCCCGCACACCCUUCCUUCUCGUCCAUCCCGCUGCUCCUUUGUGCCCCCACGCUGCUCCUCCUGCAGGCAGCCACGCUACUGGAAGCAUCAGUGGUCAAGGCCACCCUGCAAGCGUGGGGGAACCAAACCACUUUCCUCGUGGUGCCCGUUCUGCUCUCCUCCAACCUCACUGCCAUCCACGCCCCUGCCUUCCCGCACACCUGCAGGCAGCCACGCUACUGGAAGCAUCAGUGGUCAAGGCCACCCUGCAAGCGUGGGGGAACCAAACCUCCCGCCUCGUGGUGCCCGUUCUGCUCUCCUCCAACCUCACUGCCAUCCACGCCCCCUCGCCCCCGCCCUCCCACGGAUCCCUCCCUUACACUGCGCCUCCUUGCAGGCAGCCACUCUACUGGAAGCAUCAGUGGGCAAAGCGAGCCUCCAAUCCUGGGCACCAUGACGCCAUCACAGGCACGGCGAAGCAGCACGUGAAUGAUGACUACACACUUCAGCUGUACCGGGGAAUGCAGGAGGUAAGGUGUUUGGGGUUGAGGCAAGCCUCCACGUUCCCUCUCCCCCUGGAGGAGGCGGUGGCGGUGGCACAGCACCAUGAUGCCAUCACAGGCACGGCGAAUCAGCACGUGAAUGAUGACUACACGCUGCAGCUUUUCAGAGGGGCGAACGAGGCAUCUGUGAUAGUGACCUCGUCCCUCACUCAUCUCAUCACUCAAGGCGCACUGGACCUCAAACCCACUCCUGCUGCUCGUGCUGCUCGCACCACCGUACAACCUGCUGCUCCUGCCGAGACACUCUAUAACGAGACAGGGAAUUUAGAAAACAGAGGCGCAGAGGACACGCUGCGGCUUGGACUGGACUUCCAGCUGUGUCCGCUGCUCAACAUCUCCUACUGCCCACCCACGCACCACCCCAUUCCCCCCGGCACCACUCUGGUUAUUGCUGCAUACAACCCACUUGGUUGGGCCCGAGACGAGAUAAUCCGCAUUCCUGUGUCCUCGCCGGCAGUCAUUGUGACUGAUGACCGUGGCAAUGUGGUUCCAUCACAGGCCGUUCCCGAGGUGUUGAUUCCGUGGGAAACCCGAAAGAGGUACAUCAGUGUUCAGGUGGGCGAGGAGGCUGUGAAGGGGGGCGAAGAGGGGUUGUGGGGGGUUGAGAAGAAGGUGGAAGGUAGUCAGGAGGGGGUGAGAGGAGGCAAGGAGAAGCGAGGGCGGGAGGUGAGGGAGGCGCAACAGCAGCAGCAGCAGCAGCAGCAGCAGCUGGAGGAGGAGCGGGAGGAGCAGCAGCAGAAGAAGAAGAAGCAGCAGCAGAAGCAGCAACAGCAGAAGUCACAGAAGCAGCAACAGCAGAAGCUGCAGCAGCAGCAGCAGCAGCAGCAGCAAGGCGUGGUGGUGUCAGUGGUGUUCCGUGCCAAGGUGCCAAUCCGCGUGCUGCGAGGGCCGCUAGUGAAGGAGUUUCACAGAGCACUGGCGCCCUGGCUGUCCGAGGUCAUUCGAGUGUAUCCGGGACAGGACUAUGCGGAGAUGCACUACAUGGUGGGGCCAGUGCCCAGGAAGCCCUAUGUGGCUCGAGAGGUGGUCACUCGCUUCACCUCCUCCCUCGUCACUGAUGGGGCUCUUUUCACCGACUCCCAGGGCCGCGACUACCUGCGCCGGGUGCGCAAUCAUCGGUCGGAUUGGAAUCUCACCGUCUACCAGCCUAUUGCCGGCAACUUCUAUCCACUCACAGCAGGGGCGUUCAUUGCUGACAGCACCACCCAGCUCUCACUGCUGGUGGACCGGCCACUGGGGGCGGCCAGCCUGGCAGACGGGCAGAUCGAAGUGAUGCUGCACCGGCGCAUGAUCGCAGACGACGGCAAGGGCGUGGGGGAGGUGCUUGAUGAGAGGGUCUGCGAUUCCCAUGGCAACUGCACUCCCCUGGCC
Molecule: messenger RNA, 3330 nt
Organism: Closterium sp. Naga37s-1
Lineage: Eukaryota; Viridiplantae; Streptophyta; Zygnematophyceae; Desmidiales; Closteriaceae
Source: the annotation of a GenBank genome assembly